Taeniopygia guttata (zebra finch) is the source of this 2477-nucleotide messenger RNA. RefSeq names its product fibrinogen silencer binding protein (gene FSBP). Gene Ontology annotation, cellular component: nucleus. The record is from RefSeq and is a predicted model, not a curated record. NCBI's taxonomy places the organism in Eukaryota, Metazoa, Chordata, Aves, Passeriformes, Estrildidae.
GGCUCUUUAAGAAGCCCCCGUGCCGGUGGCUGUCGCCGGCUGCCAAGUGCGGAGAAGCCGAGCUUUGCGGCGAGGCCCGAGCGUAACCAGCCGGCUGGGGGAGAUGCCGCCCCGCAGUGACUGACAGCAGGACCAGCUCUAUGCAAAUGGCGCCGGGGGCUCUGCCGGGGCUCUCUCCACACGCGCCGCCGCCUCCCGCUCCCCGCAACGCGCCCUGCCUCGCACAAAGCAAUUGUUGCUUUUCUGGGGGGGACGUCGUUACACGUAAAAUCAUCUCCAGCACGGUUUCAGUUUGAGAUUGUGUGAGGGAGCUGGGAGAUGUGUCAGAGCUUGUUACUCCAGCUAAAUUAGGUAAUUUUUAGCUGGGUAAUGUGCUAAUCUUUAAACCUUUAUGUUUUUAAAUCCUGCAUAUGUCUGGUCUCUUCAUACAAAAGUGUAUUUUGCUUGUUUCUUCUCGCCUUCUUCAGUCUGAAGCCUUAUGUAGGUCAGGCUUGGCUUAAGCAGAUUUCCUGAACCUGCGUCAGCUUAAGCUGAAGGAAUUUUAAUAAACCCUCCCUUGUAGGCGUGGGCCUAAAUGAGACUAGCCUAGUUAAGCCUGAUCUUUUUCUGUUUGUGAAAAAGAGCUGAGCAGAGCUAGGGACUGCAUGGUGGCUCCAGGAACGGCUUCCUUAAUUCAAAGAUAACAAUGGUUGGGAAGGCCAGAUCUUCUAAUUUUACCUUAUCUGAAAAGCUCGAUUUGCUAAAACUCGUGAAGCCAUAUGUUAAAAUUCUCGAGGAACAUACCAAUAAGCAUUCUGUAAUAGUGGAAAAAAACAGAUGCUGGGAUAUUAUAGCUGAUAACUACAAUGCCAUCGGAGUAGAUCGCCCUCCUCGUACUGCACAGGGCCUGCGCACGCUGUACAAGAGGCUCAAAGAAUAUGCCAAACAGGAGCUAUUGCAGCAAAAGGAGACUCACUCAGAUUGUAAAAGCAGCAUUUCCGAGCCAACCAAGAAAGUUGUGGAAAUGAUUCCACAGAUUUCCAAUGUGUGUUUAAGAGACAGGAGCGGUGUUCAAAGUGCUAGUAUCGAUAAAGAAACAAUUGCUGGCACCAGUUCACCACAGGCAAUGUUGGAUCACCAUCCUGCGACAGUCAUGAUGGACUUGCAGUCGGAAGAGGAUGUCAAACCUCCUCCUUCUCUGAUUAUAGACUCACAGCAGAAUGAGAACUUAGAACAAGAGGAAGAACACCAGCUGGUGCAUAUUAUGGAAAGGUCUCCUUCAACAUCAGUGUCUUCAGUUGAUAUGAGAGUGAUGAUGUCUCCUUCCCCUGUACCAAGAAGAGAUGAGUUUUUUAGGCUUGAGGUUGGAGAACGCUUUAGACCAGUGUGUGGUUAUGACCCCCAGAUGUUACAAAUGCUGAAAGAGGAGCAUCAAAUAAUAUUAGAAAACCAAAGAAAAAUUGGUCUUUAUGUCCAAGAAAAAAGGGAUGGUUUGAAAAGAAAGCAGCAACUGGAAGAGGAACUGUUGCGAACAAAAAUCAAAGUAGAGAAGCUGAAGGCAAUACGACUACGCCGUGAUCUGCCAGAAUUCAGCAAUAUCUAAAUAUUGCUAAAUCUAAAUAUUUUAUUACUUCUGUCAUAUUCUUUGAAAUAAUAAUAAAUGCAAAAUUGUUUUUUAUGUUAAUAUGGAUGGAUCAAAAUCUGGGCUUGAGACAUGACAGCAUAUGUUGUUUAAGUACUUUAGAAAAAUACCUUGUAUGGGUUUGAAUGCACCAACUCUUCUAACUUUAAAAUUGUGAUGAGCUAAUGGAAAUUUAAUUCAGUUCUUGUUAAAAAUUUUGGUCAUAGGCGUUAUUUUUUCAAAUAAUCACCUUUAAUAUCUUAAUGAAGUUGCAGGUAAAUAAAUGCAUAUAAGAAGGAGAAGUAAGAGGCCAUGUUUAAAUGUUUUAUUCUUUUCAAGUUGGUAAAUUUUAUGACAGUAGUGACAUUUUGCUGAUAUAUCAGCUUGGAAAACAGAAUUACUGGAUUGUUAUAUUUUUUUAAUGUUCAGUAGACAGUUGAAUAAAUGUACAUCUUUUUAAAAGUUAAUACUUUUUAAUUGUUUCCAAUGGAGACGUAUUUCCACAGGAUGUUAUUAAAAUAGAGACAAUGAAUGCAACACUUGGUUUUUAAAACUGCAUGCAUGUGUAAUUUGUGUGUACAGUUACCAUGAUUGUGUAUUCAGUUAUAGUAAUUAUACUGGUGAUCAACCACCUAAAUAUCUACUCUGCUCAUUUGCAUGCAUAAUUACUGCAGUGCAUGUGCAACCAAGACAGUUGCAGGUGCCUUUGAUCAAUAUCAUUAUGACUAUAAGCUACUGAAAUAAAAUAGUUUAUGUAUGUAAGUAACAUGUGACUUGAAAUCAACACAAGAUUGUGUUAUUCUGGGUCCAUUUCAUAGAUCCUGUUGCUCCAAUCUUUCAAUUAGUUUCAAAUAAAAAGCCCCAGAUGAAAAGAAAA